This is a messenger RNA of Hymenoscyphus albidus, 3059 nucleotides long. NCBI's taxonomy places the organism in Eukaryota, Fungi, Ascomycota, Leotiomycetes, Helotiales, Helotiaceae. The record is from the annotation of a GenBank genome assembly.
AUCAUGGUGUGGCCGAUCUCCUCUGCCCCCCUAGUCUCUAGUCCUCGUCCUUAUCGUGGACUCCUGACUUCCGACUCCUCUCUCUCGCGCAACAAAGCAAUAAUGAAGUGUCAAGGUGUCACCGUACCCUUAUUAUGAGGCGAUCGCUCCACGAGCGGUAGUUGCCCUCUUUAACCCAGUUCACUUUGUGCAGUUCAUUUGUACGAUCAUCAGUUUCUGGUCAGCGUCGUGAGUUUGAUACGGCCAUAGUACGGCCAAAAGAAAAGAUCUGGCGGUGGGGAUGGAAUGGGGGAAUGAAGAUGAAGUUGGGGAGAGAUGUGUUGUUGGAAGAGAAGAAAGGAACUGCGCGACCUGCUGCGAAAUCAGCGGGGGGGUUGGUACCUCCGAAACGCCUGGGCUACGCGCUAACCAGAAUCGGCCCAACCGACCCACUUCCAGCAGCCAGUAGCUAACAGCAACAGGAUUCACUCUCGCUGCAGCCACUGGCUGUGGCUGCAGCGCUGGAUAGAGGUAGAGUGUGGUGAGUGGCAGCCUUUGGCUUUGGAUCGCAAGAUUCUGAUAUCACCGUCAUCCGCUCCCAGCAAUCUGUCCUAAAGUACAACACUCAUACCCAAUCACUCCAUACACCAAGCUGUAUCCAAAACUCGGGACUUACAUGCCACGAUAAUUGCAACCUGGCUGAUUUGCAGCCCUUCAUCUUCUUCCUUCAUUCAUCAUGGCGGCGAGCCACACUUCCCUCCGGGACCGCCAAAUCAGUAACGAUUCCCAACCUACCCCAACAUGACUGGUGCAUAGCUAACAAUCCCCUCAGGAUCCAUUGAGCGCAUGCUAAAUCUCAAUCACGAAUCUGAAGAACUCGAUCACAAUCCUGCCGACCACAAUGCAAACGGACUAGCUGUCCCCUCGGUGCCCCUCCUCAAUUCGGAUGGAGAUCCAAUAUGGAAGGUUUUGGUCUUUGACGAUUUGGGAAGAGAUGUUAUCAGCAGUGUUCUUCGAGUCAACGACUUGCGAACCUGGGGAGUAACAAUGCACAUGUAGGUUCGCAGACAAGGGUCGACAAGCUGUCGCAAGAAGUACUGACUGUCUUAGGCACAUAGCAUCUGCGCGCCAUCCUAUACCUGACGUGCCUGUUCUGUAUUUAGUUGAACCUACGCCCUCAAACUUACAAGCCAUUACCAAUGACCUCUCUCGUGGUCUCUACUCCCCCGCAUACAUCAAUUUCCUCUCCUCGAUACCCCGACCCUUACUCGAAGACUUUGCGAGACAGACUGCGGAAGCUGGCACAUCGGAAAGCAUUUCGCAAUUCUACGAUCAGUACUUGAACUUUAUUGUUGGAGAACCAGAUUUGUUCAGUUUGGGACUAAGAAAGGAAAACGCAUACUGGGCAUUGAAUAGCGGAAAGACGACCGAGGAACAAUUAGAGCAUGUAGUGGACAAGAUAGUAAGCGGGCUAUUCAGUGUAAUGGCUACAAUGGGUAUGCGAAGCUCUAGGGAAAUUGGAACCUGAAUCAUGGCUGACCAUUCUAGCUGUAAUGCCCAUAAUACGCUGUCCGAAAGGUGCUGCGGCCGAGAUGAUUGCUACCAAACUCGACCGAAAACUUCGCGAUCAUAUUUUGAAUUCAAAAGACAACCUAUUUUCUGCACCAACUGGUAGAGGAGCCGCCUCCGCGGGCACGCCAUCAUCUAGACCUGUCCUAAUUAUUUUGGAUCGAAAUGUGGAUUUGAUACCAAUGCUUUCACACUCCUGGACAUAUCAAUCUCUGGUUCAUGAUGUUUUGAAAAUGAAACUGAACCGAAUUACUGUGGAAACGCCAGUUGACGAGGAAAACCCCGCCAAAGCCUCUACGAAAAAGGCUUAUGAUCUCACGGCUAAUGACUUCUUUUGGAGCAAAAAUGCCAGCGUUCCAUUUCCACAAGUCGCGGAAGACAUUGAUGCGGAAUUAUCACGAUACAAGGAUGAUGCGAAUGAAGUGACGAGGAAAACUGGAGCUUCCUCACUCGAAGAUCUUCAGAAUGAUACAAGUGCUUCGGCGCAACAUUUGAAAGCUGCCAUUACACUUCUUCCGGAAUUGCGAGAACGGAAAGCAGUUCUCGAUAUGCAUAUGAAUAUCUUGGCCGGAUUGUUGACAGGUAUUAAAAACCGACAGCUUGACAACUAUUUCCAAAUGGAAGAAAACAUUACCAAGCAAACCAAAGCACAAAUCCUUGAGAUUCUGGGUGACGAGACAAAAGGAACGGAGCCGAUGGACAAAUUAAGAUUGUUCAUCAUAUGGUAUCUGAGCACAGAUCACGAAGUCUCGAGAGUGGACGUGGAAAAGUUUGAGGAAACUCUCAAGGCAGCGGGUGCAGACACAACCUCUCUCGCCUAUGUCAAACAGUGAGUAUUUUCAAGAUGAUCUUGUUAUUAUAAUUUCUAAUAUGCCACCAGAGUUCGUACCUAUACCAAAACAACCAUGAUGUCCACCGCUCCAGCACAAACCAGUCAGCAAUCUUCUGCCUCGACUCAACUCUUCUCUCAAUUCAGUGGCAUCUCGUCCCGUCUCACAUCCUCGCUUAAAGACUCUGGGGUGGGCGCCAACUUUGAAAACUUGAUUUCAGGCGUCAAGAACUUUCUCCCCGCAAAUCGUGACCUCACCGUCACCAAAAUCACGGAAUCCAUCAUGGACCCCGCAGGCGCAAGCAGUAGCGCCAUUGCCAAAACAGAAAACUACCUCUACUUCGACCCACGCAGUGCCAACGCACGAGGCACCAUGCCACCUCCCAACGCAGCACGCAAAGGCGAACAAAUGCCUGGUAGUAUGGGUCACGGACCUGGACAACAAGCUACCUUUGGACAGAGACGGCAAGGCUUCAGCGAGGCGAUUGUGUUUACGGUUGGUGGUGGGAGUAUGGAUGAGUAUGGGAAUCUGCAGGAGUGGGCUAAGCGAACGGGUGCGGGGGGGAGUGGUGCGGAGAAGGGCGCGGGAAAGAGGAGGGUGGUGUAUGGGAGUACGGAGCUUAUUAAUGCGGAGGACUUUUUGAGGGAGGAGUUGGAGAAGUUGGGGGGUGAGGUGAAUUAG